AUGGAUGAGCCUCCGCGCGACCGCCUCAUCGCUGAAGAGGAGGCAAAGCCGAGCGGUGAGGUGGAGGAGAUCAUUUCCAUCCCAAGCUCCACCCUCGUCGAGUUCAACCCAAGAAGCGACAUCAUACGAAGUGAACUACUACACGUAGUCGCGGGCUGGCUGAUAGAACAAGGACUGACCUCCUCCGUCCAAAUUCUUCGUGAUGAGGCGGCAGCGCUUCUGCGUCAAGAGCACAAUGAGCGAAAAGCCCUUCACACCAUUUCUCGCGCCAUACAUGAAGGUAAUUGGGACACCGCCCAUGCGCAGCUGAAAAAGCUGGAGUCCACAACAAACCCGGCUGGGGCAGUCAAAAACGAGGCACCGUCGCGUAUCACCUCACUGCUUCAGUUGCUGCCGUUUUUGCUCGUCCAACAGCAAUUUAUGGAGUACGUUGAAGAAGGUGGGCAGCGGGCCCAUGUAUUUUUUAUGAGGAGAAUUAAGCCUUUAGAAGGAACGAUAAGCAAAGACCACUUUCAACAGUUGGUUUACCUGCUGACUUGCCGAAAUGUAUCGGAGGCUGGAAGCAUGUUUCCAGCUUGGCGUGGUUGGAAUCCUGCGAUAGGACGCUCGCAGCUUCAGUCCCUCAUAUCGAAAUUCAUCGGCUAUUGCGACAGCAGCCCAUAUUGCCGCCAAUGCGAGGGUAAUUUUGAUACUGGGCCCCAUAUUGCGUUCAAGGGUCUGGAGCAAAUUUUGGCAAAUUCCCUCUCGUAUGAGCUUCUAAAGUCUCAACAUCCUUCGCGGCUGCGUGGGCUCGCAACGCAUCAUGUGCACUCUAUUCUUCAGCCAUUGGGGGACCAACUUAUCCCAUCCAACCUCAUUGCCUCGAUUGAUAUCAACAGGAUUAGUUGCGGCAGUGGUGCAGGCGCCGGAAAGGGUGUGCGUUUGACGGCGUGCCAACCAUUUCUUCAAAUACCUGCUGUUGUUGUAGGUACAUAUGCGGGAGCUAUUUUGUGGGUGCAGUUGGAACAAAAAGACUUGUCUCUAACUGGAGCAUCUUGUGAGGCGUGUCUUAAAUUGUACCAAUAUGAUGCUCCAGUGAGAGGUAUGGCAAGCCAUGACCGUCAAAUACUCCUCUCAUGGAGCGCAUGUCAGGCCGUUGUUCUCAAUUUAGGACGUAUUAUGGGGAAAACGACAGAUGUCUUGGACACAUCCGAGUGGCUGAUGGAUUGUGUGGCCAACACAUUUGCUCACACAGCAGAGGUUUACUCGUCCUGCCUGUUUCCAUCUGGAUUUAUUCUUGCAACUGGAUUGUCAGAGGGGACAGUUACCAUUUGGGACAUGUUAACAGGGGCCAAAAUGUUUCAGCGCAGCUUCAGCUCAUCCGCAAUUGAGUCACUUACCGCGAAUCGAUCUGGAACCUGCUAUUUUGCGGCCUCAAAAGAAGGCCUUGUUCGCGUCGUUGACGUUACUACUGGGGUUCUCUUGUUUACCUUGGCCUCACCUGUGGCGAGUGAGAUCUCAUCCAUAGCGCUUUCUCCCUCAGCGUCCUUACUGCUUGUGUCAUACCGAAGCGGCAUACUUCGGCUGUGGGACGUGCUAACUGGGGAGAUUCUUCCUCAGCGAUUUGAAGGCGUUGAAAGCCAUACACGCAAAGGUAGCAGUGUCACCUUCGGAUGCGUUGACUCACACAUUAUCAGCGGACACAACGAAGGUUAUCUCUACAUUUGGGACACAGGUCCCGCACAGCUAAGAGAGCCCUGCUUUCUUGUAAAUUCCACGGCGUCGAACGGAACACCAGAGAGCUCCCAGAGGGAGACGGCGGGGCCGCAAUCAUCGUCCGUCCCUGGCCGAUAUUACUGGCCUGUGGGAGAAGCCGUGCCCCCGCCGAUACGCACCAAACUCCAUCGCUCUUCCAUCAAUGAUGUAAAAUUUCAACAUCACUACGUUCUGACGUGCGGUGAUGAUGGAACUGUUUGCAUCUGCAGCGGUGUCUUGAGCCCUCCAAGAUGA
Molecule: messenger RNA, 1989 nt
Organism: Trypanosoma conorhini
Lineage: Eukaryota; Euglenozoa; Kinetoplastea; Trypanosomatida; Trypanosomatidae
Exons: 1
Coding region: 1-1989 (662 amino acids)
Molecular function (GO): protein binding
Source: RefSeq, a predicted model, not a curated record